GAACUAAGGAAUAAACGAAAGGAAGACAAAGGGAAAGUGAAGGGAAACGACGAAAGGGAAGACAACAAAAGGGAAGAAUUAGAUGACAAAGGGGAAGGUGAGGAAAAGGAAGAAUUAGGCGACGAAGGGGAAGGCGAUGAAAGGGAAGAUAAAAGGGAGCAAGAAGAAAAUGAAGGGGAAGGUGAUAAAAAGGAAGGUAACGAAAAGAAAGGGGAAGAAGGUGACGAAAAGGAAGAUGAAAAAGAAAAAAAUGAAGGGAAAGACAAAAGGGAAGAAUUAGAUGACAAAAGCAAGAAGAAGACAAUGAAGAAAGGUGAUAAAAGGGAAGGUGAAGGUAACGAAAAAGAAGGGAAAGGUGACGAAAGGGAAGAUGAAAAAGAGUGA
This is a messenger RNA of Funneliformis geosporum, 384 nucleotides long. The record is from the annotation of a GenBank genome assembly. Lineage: Eukaryota; Fungi; Glomeromycota; Glomeromycetes; Glomerales; Glomeraceae.